This is a messenger RNA of Mandrillus leucophaeus (drill), 4031 nucleotides long. RefSeq names its product Rho GTPase activating protein 12 (gene ARHGAP12). Lineage: Eukaryota; Metazoa; Chordata; Mammalia; Primates; Cercopithecidae. Gene Ontology annotation, cellular component: cytoplasm. The transcript has 19 exons. The coding region runs from base 115 to 2658 and encodes 847 amino acids. The record is from RefSeq and is a predicted model, not a curated record. Gene Ontology annotation, molecular function: protein binding. Gene Ontology annotation, biological process: regulation of GTPase activity; signal transduction.
UACAGAUUUAAAUUGAUACUGGUGUACAUCUUCUUGUUCUAAGCUAUAUUCAUCCAACAAGUCAUAAAGCCAUAAUGUGGUAUAACAUCCUUUUUGAGAGGUGAAUAUUAUUGAAUGAAAAUGGCUGACAGAAGUGGGAAGAUUAUUCCAGGACAAGUGUAUAUUGAGGUGGAAUAUGAUUAUGAAUAUGAAGCAAAGGAUAGAAAGAUUGUGAUAAAACAAGGGGAGCGGUACAUCUUGGUGAAAAAGACCAAUGAUGACUGGUGGCAAGUCAAGCCGGAUGAAAACUCCAAAGCGUUUUAUGUGCCAGCCCAGUAUGUGAAAGAGGUCACGCGCAAAGCUCUAAUGCCACCUGUUAAGCAGGUAGCUGGUCUACCAAAUAACUCCACGAAAAUAAUGCAGAGUUUGCAUCUUCAGAGAUCAACAGAAAAUGUGAACAAAUUGCCUGAGCUUUCAAGUUUCGGAAAGCCGUCGUCGUCUGUUCAAGGAACAGGUCUUACUCGUGAUGCCAAUCAGAAUUUUGGACCCAGUUAUAAUCCAGGUCAUACUGUCAACCUAAGCCUGGACCUGACCCAUAAUAACGGAAAGUUUAACAAUGACUCACAUUCUCCUAAAGUUUCCAGCCAGAAUAGGACACGCUUAUUUGGUCAUUUUCCCGGUCCAGAGUUCUUGGAUGUAGAGAAAACUAGCUUCUCCCAGGAACAAUCUUGUGAUUCCGCAGGAGAAGGCUCUGAAAGAAUACAUCAAGAUUCUGAAUCUGGUGAUGAACUUAGCAGCAGCUCCACUGAACAGAUAAGGGCAACCACACCUCCAAAUCAAGGAAGGCCAGAUUCUCCCGUCUAUGCUAAUCUUCAAGAACUGAAAAUAUCCCAGUCUGCUCUUCCUCCACUUCCUGGGAGCCCGGCAAUUCAGAUUAAUGGAGAAUGGGAAACUCAUAAAGACAGCUCAGGGCGUUGCUAUUACUAUAACAGGGGAACACAGGAAAGAACUUGGAAACCACCUCGUUGGACUCGGGAUGCAAGCAUUAGCAAAGGAGAUUUCCAAAGUCCAGGGGAUCAAGAGCUUCUUUCAUCCGAAGAAAACUACUACAGCACUUCUUACAACCAGUCAGAUAGUCAGUGUGGUUCUCCUCCAAGGGGUUGGUCAGAAGAGUUGGAUGAACGUGGGCAUACCUUAUAUACCAGUGACUAUACUAAUGAAAAGUGGCUCAAGCAUAUUGAUGAUCAGGGUAGACAGUAUUACUACAGUGCAGACGGAUCUCGGUCGGAAUGGGAAUUGCCAAAGUAUAAUGCUUCAUCCCAGCAGCAAAGAGAAAUAAUUAAAAGUAGGAGCCUGGAUAGGCGGCUGCAAGAACCAAUAGUAUUAACAAAGUGGAGACACAGCACCAUUGUAUUGGACACUAAUGACAAGGAAUCUCCAACUGCCUCAAAACCCUGCUUUCCUGAAAAUGAGUCUUCUCCCUCCUCACCAAAGCACCAAGAUACAGCCAGCAGUCCAAAGGAUCAAGAGAAAUAUGGAUUAUUAAAUGUAACAAAAAUUGCUGAAAAUGGGAAAAAGGUUCGAAAGAACUGGUUGUCUUCUUGGGCGGUGUUGCAGGGUUCUUCUUUACUUUUUACCAAAACUCAAGGAAGUAGCACAAGUUGGUUCGGCAGUAAUCAGUCCAAACCAGAGUUCACGGUGGACCUGAAGGGGGCAACAAUUGAGAUGGCUUCCAAGGAUAAAUCCAGCAAAAAGAAUGUAUUUGAGCUGAAAACUCGACAAGGGACAGAACUGCUAAUUCAGUCCGACAAUGACACUGUUAUUAAUGAUUGGUUUAAAGUUCUUAGUAGUACAAUCAAUAAUCAGGCAGUAGACACUGAUGAAGGAAUUGAAGAGGAGAUACUCCCAGAUUCACCAGGAAUAGAAAAGCAUGAUAAAGAAAAGGAACAAAAGGAUCCCAAAAAGCUUCGUUCCUUUAAAGUAUCUAGCAUAGAUUCUUCAGAACAGAAAAAAACCAAGAAAAACUUAAAGAAGUUUCUUACACGACGCCCCACUUUGCAAGCUGUUCGUGAAAAAGGUUAUAUUAAAGAUCAGGUAUUUGGAUCCAAUCUUGCUAAUCUGUGUCAAAGAGAGAAUGGCACAGUACCAAAGUUUGUGAAGUUAUGUAUUGAACAUGUUGAAGAAUAUGGUUUGGAUGUUGAUGGGAUAUACAGAGUAAGUGGCAACCUCGCAGUGAUCCAGAAGCUAAGGUUUGCAGUCAAUCACGAUGAGAAGUUGGACUUGAAUGACAGUAAAUGGGAAGAUAUUCAUGUCAUUACUGGAGCACUCAAAAUGUUUUUUCGAGAAUUACCAGAACCUCUUUUUACAUUUAAUCAUUUUAAUGAUUUUGUUAAUGCAAUUAAGCAAGAACCAAGACAGCGAGUCGCUGCUGUUAAGGACCUAAUCAGACAGUUGCCAAAGCCAAAUCAGGAUACAAUGCAGAUUCUUUUCCGACAUCUCAAAAGAGUUGUAGAAAAUGGAGAGAAAAAUCGAAUGACCUAUCAGAGUAUAGCAAUUGUUUUUGGUCCCACUCUAUUAAAACCAGAAAAAGAGACUGGUAAUAUAGCAGUUCAUACUGUAUACCAAAAUCAGAUUGUAGAAUUAAUUCUUCUGGAACUGAGUUCCAUCUUCGGACGCUGAUUCUUACUGAAGACAACCUGUGGAAUAGAAGCUGGAUUCCAUCAGAUUUCAAAUGUUUAUACACAAUGUAUUUUAUUUUUUGGACCAAGCAGUGACUCUAAUUUUGCACUUUUUUUUUGAGGGAUCAGAAGGGAAGGAGAGAGUCAAGAUGUGUGUUAGGCCCUCACAUUUGCUGCUUUGUUGCAAGUUGAUAUAACUGCGUGUAAUUAUGAAUUCAUUUUAUCCUGAAUGUUUGCGUUUCAUACUCUGAAUUUCAGUAAAAAUCAAAACUUAAAAUUCUAACCAGUCAUAUACACUGGAUAAUUUGGUAAGAAAACUGUAUUUUUUCCCUGAAAUUGGAUAAUGUAGACUUUCUUCUCAAGAUUCAUGACUUGAUAGAACAAAAUACUUACUAUCAGUUAUGUUGAAAAGGCUCUUGGGCAUUUUAAACAAAAUGAAGUAUAUCCAUUUUGAAACCUGUGUAUUUCUUUUUCGGGGUUUCUGCAUGCAGUGGCAGUCUUAAGUGCCCAAAUUCAUCAUAACCCCAAAAUAACCUCUUGAUGAAGGCUUGCUGUCUUUUACUGUGUUACACAGCAUCCUUACUGGAUAUCUUAGUUGCUUGUUUGGGCAGCACACUAAUAUUACUUAAAACACUGUGAUAUACUGGAGUUUUAGUUAGCUUAAGUCAGUUCAGGGCAUUUUAGGGCUGUCUUGCUAUACUGAAUUGUAGCUAACAAUCCUAAUUAUAUCUAGUACCAUACUGAGUUCUUGGUAUGACCCUGUGGAAACACACAUUAUUUUAUGUAAAUAUAGGCUAAAGACUUAAUGUCCUUUAGCUUGUGUAUAUAAUUGUGUUGUAUAGUCUCAGAGUACAUUCUAACCCUACAUUUCUAAUCAUGUUAUUGGUAAUCUUUUCUGUGAAUAUUAGGUUUCCUCCAGAAAUAGGCCGUUAUUUGGGAAAGUUAACUGUGUGCACUUUUAGAUAUUAAUUACAUUUACAGGCAAAUCACUGUCAUGAGAAUGGUACUGGAAAAAUACUGAAUAGACUUGCUAAAUGGCACAUGCACUACAAGAGGAACCUUUUAGGUUAUUUAAUAUGUACAGAAAACAUUAGAAAAAAUUUAUUACAGAAUUCUAAUUCCAGUAUGAAUAGUGGAAACCCAUCUGUAAAUUAGAUGAUGUCGGAUGGAAAAUGACAUUGCUAAAUUGGAGAAUUUCUUUUUACCUACUAAUGUAGAUUGCUUUGUAUAAUAAAACACAGGGUUUGGAAGGUUUUGUUACAGGGAGCAUGGUCUGUUGAAGAUUUUUAAAAUGUAUUUUUCUAGAUUAACUUCUGUACAUGAAAUGUCUAAUAAAACUAUAAGAGGUUUAGAGAUUUUUCCAUUGGAAAUGUG